This is a messenger RNA of Aegilops tauschii subsp. strangulata, 687 nucleotides long. Its product is annotated as protein FAR1-RELATED SEQUENCE 5-like. NCBI's taxonomy places the organism in Eukaryota, Viridiplantae, Streptophyta, Magnoliopsida, Poales, Poaceae. The record is from RefSeq and is a predicted model, not a curated record.
AUGCCGUUCGUCCCCUUUGUCGAAGUUAACAACCACCGUUGCACCACAGUGUUUGGUUGUGCCAUCAUUGCUGACGAGACGGAAGGGACAUACGUGUGGCUGCUGCAGACAUUUAUGAAGGCAAACUGUCAGGUGAAGCCAAAGUCAAUAAUCACAGACGGUGACGCUGCAAUGAUCCGGGCUAUUCGGACUGUCCUUUCAGAUGUUUUCCAUCGUCUUUGCUCCUGGCAUAUCGAGAAAAAUAUGCAGAGGCACCUGCAUUACAAGUCACUGGAUGAGUUCAGAUCUCUCCUGUACUAUGCCACCUCUCAAGCGAACUUUGAGCAGAGAUGGAAAGCUUUCUAUGAUAAGUGGAAGACGGAUAGAACUGAAGAGUGGCUUGACAGGAUGUACAGGAAGAGGAGACUUUGGGCAGCUUCAUAUCUUUCCGAUGGUUUUUUCCUUGGUAUGCGAAGUAACCAGAGGAGUGAAAGCCUCAACUCCUGCCUUCACCUUCACCUGGACUACGGUAUGACAAUUGUUGAUUUGGUGGUGCAUUAUGAGAACUGUAUAGUUUGCCUGCGUGAGAACGAGGCGUACGAUGACUGCGAGGCAUUCCAGAAGGAACCACCGUCGGUUACUGAAUAUAAGGCCCUUGAGGAGCAUGCCGCCAAAGUAUUCACACCUGCUAAUUUCUACAUCCUCUGA